CUUGCUUUGUACCCUGACACUUUCCUGCAGUAGGCUUUACUAGCAAGCUGGUUAGGUGCCAUACGUGUAUGACAUGUAUAAUUUGCUAUCUAAAUGUACUGCAGAUAUCAUAGGCGAUAUAAUAGUUGCCCUCUGAUUGUUUUCUUUGCACCCUCAGAUGCAGAUGAAUUGGUGAAUUUUUCACCUGCUUACUGGGACAAACCGGAAAAAGAAAAAAAAAAUGUCAAGACCUAGAUCGCCCCCGCCGCCAUAUGAAGACUCUCUGUCGUUUACCUCUUCGGCAACGCCUCCUAGCAGACCAACAGGACCUUUAAGCCACGACCCUGCCCCGCCCCCAGGGUUUUAUGUGCAGACAGGAGCACACCCAUUGCUGUCUUCUGGAGAAAAUGCUCCUCCCCCACAAGGUUCAAGAAAUCCUGCUACUCACCAGACCCCCGAUGUGAUAGGCGGGUAUCAACACGAUGGAUCCUACUGGCGACCCACCCCACCCCUUCAAGGACAGGUCCCCGGCCCGUACGCCCCUCCCCCACCACCAUUUCAGCUCCCACCCUCUAAAAACCGAGAGUAUCCACCAUACCCACCAGCUUCUACUGGUCCACCAUUUUCUCCCCUUCCUCCUCCUCCUCCUCCCCCUCCUCCUCUCCCUCCUCCUCCCUCAUCAUCACCUCAUCCACCUGUUGGACAGACAACCUAUCAGGCUACAUUCCAUGAGGAGCACAAGCCGUCGAUGCAGCGGUUCGUUAUUGAAGAAAGAAGGCGUAGGGUGAAUCACAUUCUCCACUGCUGCAUCUCGAUCUUUUUCUUUCCCUGGAUCAUCGUCUGGAUUGUUCUGUGUAUCCAGGCGUCUGCCUGACGUGGCAACAUUCACGGACACAGCCUAGACAGUCAGGGUAUAAGAACGUAUAGGACACAGCCCAACAGACCAAGCUCUGCGCAAUCUUGUACCGGCUCCAUUUCCCCAGUUUUGACACGCUGUAAAUCUAUUUGAAAGCUCGGAAUUCCAUGGCGCUCAUAUUACCUUAUGCAGUUGCGAGCGCCGUAAAACAUCUACUAAAAAAAAAGCACGGAAUUCCUGUCUCGCAAACUGGAAUGGAAUCAGUACAAAAUAAAAUUGUUGAAAUUCUACCGAACGCGAGCACUAAAGUAAUGAUUUUGGGCUCUAAGGGAAGGGAAGGGAAGAUUUUUUCAACAGCCUUUUAAGCUUCACUUCACUUACUUUUAUGCGCCGCUUAUAGUAUUACUAGUUAUACCCUUUUGGGUGUCACGGGAAGAAAGAGACGGAGAGCUUGGGUCAGGGGGGAUGCCUCCAGUUGUUAGUGUUUCACUAACUCCAUCUAUCCAGGUCUUUCUCGGUCGUCCUCUAGCUUUGUUGCAAUCGAAUUUUUUAAUGCAGGCCUUUUAAGCUGUCACCAAAAAUUAUUACAAAGAGUGGGAAACUGGGGUUUGUACAAGAACAUAUUACUGAUUGAAUUACUGAUCUGGACCCUAAGUUCACUAUGGAUCAUGAAUAAAUUUAGAAUACAUUUGUGAA
Messenger RNA from Aplysia californica (California sea hare), 1531 nucleotides. Its product is annotated as extensin. Lineage: Eukaryota; Metazoa; Mollusca; Gastropoda; Aplysiida; Aplysiidae. The record is from RefSeq and is a predicted model, not a curated record. The transcript is spliced from 4 exons. The coding region runs from base 221 to 853 and encodes 210 amino acids.